This is a messenger RNA of Acanthosepion pharaonis, 1089 nucleotides long. NCBI's taxonomy places the organism in Eukaryota, Metazoa, Mollusca, Cephalopoda, Sepiida, Sepiidae. The record is from the annotation of a GenBank genome assembly.
AUGUGCACCAUCCACCGAGCAAAAGUGGCCAUUACAGCUAUAUUCAUCAUUUCGUUUCUCUUUCACCUUUCCAAGUGCUUUGAAUAUGCUCCUCAUAUGGACCACACCAUCCCGAAACCAGUUGAUAUGCAACCCUUGGCUAACAACAAAAUCUACGACAGUCUUAUGCAUGUCUUAAACAUUGCUGUUGCCGUCUUUAUCCCUGAAGUAUCUCUCUUUAUCCUCAACACCUUACUUAUCUACUCUUUGGUGCAACACAACCGUAGCAUGCGGCAUAUCAAAGACAAGGGCCGACAGGAAUUGCUGCAACUAACCCUUGUUGUUAUCACAAUGGUCUCCGUGUUCAUGAUCUGCCACUCUAUUGGACUCUAUCUAGCUAUAAACAUAGCUAUUUACUCUCGCAAACAGGUUCUUUUUACAGUAAUAGUAACUCCUUUGAGCAUUAUUACCAUCUUUCUAUCUCCUGAAAACUGGUUGCCCUUUCUCAUUAUCUUCUCUGUAACUCCUUUGUCAUACAUUACCACUUCUAUCUCCCUGAAACUGUUCUUUUGGAAUCCCAUAACUCCUUAUGUUAGGCAUUAUUACCAUCUUCUAUCUCUGAAAAUCAUUAUCUUCCUCCCCAGUACAUGUCCUAUCUCCCUGAAAACUGUUCUUUUGUUGCCCUUUCUCAUUAUCUUUCCUCCCAGUAACUCCUCAUGUCAUAGUAGCAGUAUUCCUUCUAUCUCCACUGUUCUUUUAUUUGCCCUUUUUCAUUAUUCCUCCCAUAACUCCUUAUGUCAUGGGUCAGUAUUACCAAUCUCCCUGAAAACUGUUCUUUUUGUUGCCCUUUCUCAUUAUCUUUCCCUCCCAGUAAUCAUAGUAGCAGUAUUACCAUUUCUAUCUCCUGAAAAACUUUCUUUUGUUGCCCUUUCUCAUUAUCUUCCCCUCCCAGUAACUCCAUGUCAUAAUAGCAGUAUUACCAUCCCUCCUGAAAACUGUCUUUUCCUUCCCUUAUGUCAUAAGCAUUAUUACCAUCUUUUUUCCCUGAAAAACUGUUCUUUUUGUUGCCCUUUUCUCAUUAUCUUUCCUCCCAGUAACUCCUUAUGGUAG